CCUUCUUUCUUAUUCUCUUUCCCAACUCGAAAGUCUUCGUCUUCUUGCUCCGACCUUGCAGUAGCUCAGCUAAUCCAACUAGUGCUUUGGUGGGUUUUCCAUAUCACCUCGCAGAAGUAAAUUAUUCUGUAGAAUCUUGAUCUGUUUGAAGAAGGAUGGCUUGUGAGGAAGUUCAAUCAUGGAGCUUUGGUGGUCUUACAGGAGCAUUUCUUGACCUUUUAGUAGCUUACUUCCUGCUGUGCAUAUCAGCUUGUGUGUUUUUUGUGUCCAAAUUGUUGAAUUUUUGCUGGGUGUAUUUGCCUUGUCCUUGUAAUGGGGUUUUCGGGUUUAGAAACCGAGAUCUUUGCUUGCAUAAGUUGCUUAAUGAGUGGCCUGUUGCGAAGAUUUGUGCUGUUCAGAAGCUGGUGAUGAGUAGGUUCCCUUUUGAUAUUCGGUUUAAGGAUCAGACAAGCAAUUUGAGUCAGAAGUUGAUUAGGGAUGUGAAUGGAGAGAAUGGUGUUCUUGAAUUCGGAGGUGAGUCGUGUUAUAGUCCGUUUUCGAGUCCAAGAUUGCAAAGCUUGGUUGAUAAGGAAAGUGGGUAUGAUGCUAAGGGGAAAAGAAUUGUUGUUCUGAAGAAGAGGACUGGUAUUCGGCGGCCUAGGAGGGAUAGUUCAAAAUCUCCUCGUAUAUUCCCCUUGCCUCUUGAUGAAAGAGAAACAAGAGAGGUAUCUGGUGAAAGCUCAAUUGCUCUAGCUGCAAGACAGGAUGAGCCUCAAGCAACCGGAGAUGAUACAGGGGAAAGAAUACAUGGAAAUUCCAAGUUUAGUGGAUCAGCAGUUGAGAGUAAAGGUCUGGACAUAAGUUACGGUGAAGAAAAGUUUCCCGUUGUUGAAAAUGAAAGUGAUACAAUCAGGAUUUUGCAAGGAGCACUCGCGAAAGAGAAAGCUGCCACUGCUGCUCUCUAUUUAGAGCUGGAGAAAGAGCGAGCUGCUGCUGCAACUGCUGCUGAUGAAGCAAUGGCCAUGAUAUAUCGUUUGCAGAAGGAUAAAGCAUCAACAGAAAUGGAAGUGAGACAGUACCAAAGGAUGAUUGAAGAGAAAUUUGUUUAUGAUGAAGAAGAAAUGGAUGUUCUGAAAGAGAUACUUCUUACGCGGGAGAAGGAGAAUCACUUUUUGGAGAAGGAAGUUGAAGCAUAUAGACAGAUGAAUUCCUUAGGAAGUGAACAGUCUUAUGGUGAUUCAAAUGAUAAGUUGUGUGAAUGGAGACAAACUGCAGUUUCUUCGAAUAUAGAUUCACAACUGAUGAUGCCGUGGACUAAUGAAACAAAAUCUAACCAUAUGGGAGUGGUGAAUAUUGCAGACAGUACCUCUCAGUUUGAGGCUUCAUUUGUUGAAAAACAAAUUCAUUCCAAUGGACAUGAUGUUGUUGAGAAAAGUGUCCUUUCAGCAUGGGAAGAAAAACUAGAAACAGAUAAUGCAAUGUGCCCAGGAAUGACAACUGAAUCACUCCAAGCUAAUAUUGGGAUCAACAAACAAUUCUAUUGUGAUGGAGAAGAGCGGCAGCAAAAUGGGAACACUAAAAACAAUUGUCAAAGUCCGAUGCUUGAUACAGAGACAGCUGUUUAUGAUGUUCAUGUCAUAGAAGGUAAAGAUGAAAUGUUGAAAGGAGAAAGUAGGCCAUCAAUGUAUGCUGCUUUGGAGGGACUCCAAGAUUUGACAUGUGCAGCAUCUGGGGUCUGUAGCAGCUCGGAACCUCUGCUGAGCGUAGGAAAAGGCAAAACUCCUCUUUGAAACUUUCAGACAAGAUUGGAUAUCAGCGUUGCAAGAUUCUAAAGCAAAGAUAUCCGGUGUGACUUGCUUGUUUACCUGCUUUAUCCUCUUAAGGUAAAUCUUAGUGUUCCCAGAUUGACCUACAUUUCUAGAAGUUGUCAGCAUGUGUUUAUCCAUACAUUUUUCUAUCAUAGCUGAGGUUGUGCUGCGUGCUCAUC
This is a messenger RNA of Fragaria vesca subsp. vesca, 1966 nucleotides long. RefSeq lists its product as uncharacterized. The record is from RefSeq and is a predicted model, not a curated record. The transcript is spliced from 3 exons. NCBI's taxonomy places the organism in Eukaryota, Viridiplantae, Streptophyta, Magnoliopsida, Rosales, Rosaceae. Bases 156 to 1769 code for a protein of 537 amino acids.